AUGGGGACGAAGCUCCUGGCAGUCGCCGUCAUGCUGUUCCAAGUGGCCUCCUGCUCCGAGUCCUCGGCAGUGCUGGAGCCCCUGUUCCGACACAUCGACCAGCGACAGAAUGAUUUUGUUCAGCGGCUGAGAGAAUGGGUGGCGAUACCGAGCGACUCCAGCCAACCGUCUCUGUGGGGGGAGGUGGAGAGGAUGCUUCACGUGGCAGCAGACAAGAUCACCGCCAUGGGGGGGACAGUGGAGUUUGCAGAUGUGGGCUCUCAUGAGCUGCCCAGUGGGGCGUCCCUGCGGAGACCUCCGGUGAUCCUGGCCCAGUUCGAGAAAGAGCCCAAGAAAGCCACCCUCUGCUUCUAUGGCCACGUGGACGUCCAACCUGCCAACAAGGAGGACGGCUGGGCCACCGAGCCCUUCAACCUGACGGAGAUCGACGGUAACCUGUAUGGCAGGGGGGCUUCGGACAACAAGGGUCCGGUGCUGGCCUGGCUCCACGCCAUCGAGACGUACCUGGCCACCAAGCAGGAGGUGCCCGUGAACAUCAAGCUGGUCUUGGAAGGUCUGGAGGAGUCUGGCUCCGAUGGUCUGGAGGAGCUGAUCCAGCAGCGCAAUGACACCUUCUUCUCCGACGUGGACUACAUUGUCAUCUCUGACAACGUGUGGCUGAGCAGGAGACCUGCUCUCACCUACGGCACCCGGGGCAGCACCUACUUUUUUGUGGAGGUUGAGGGACCCAAAAUUGACCUGCACUCCGGGGUCUUCGGAGGAUGUGUCCAGGAGCCCGUCGGUGACCUGAUCGCUCUGCUUGGCAGUCUACUGGACCAUAGGGGGAAGAUCCUCGUACCUGGGAUCUACGAGUCCGUGGCCCCAGUGACCGAGGAAGAGAGCAAGUCGUACCAAGACCUCCACUUUGACCUGGAGGAGAUGAAGCAGGAAAUAGGGGUGGAAUGCUUUUUGCAGGACACCAAGGAGGCGAUGCUCAUGGCACGAUGGCGCUACCCAUCGCUGUCCAUACACGGGAUCGAGGGGGCGUUCUCCCAGCCGGGCUCCAAGACGGUCAUUCCCAGGCGAGUGGUCGGGAAGUUCUCCAUACGCCAGGUGCCCAACAUGGAGCCCGCGGUGGUGGAGAAGCAGGUUACGGAGCACCUGCACCGAGUCUUCACCCGGCGAAGGAGCCCGAACAAGCUGAAGGUGAGCGCGACAGUGGGGGCCAAGGCGUGGGUGGCGGACCUGAAGGACCCCCAGUACAUCGCUGGCCGGAGAGCGGUUAAAGCAGUGUUUGGGGGGGAACCUGAACUCAUCCGAGAGGGAUCCACCAUUCCCGUUGCCCACAAUUUCCAAGAGCUGACUGGAAAAAGUGUGAUGAUGCUUCCGAUUGGCGGUCAUGAUGAUGCAGAACACUCUGAGAAAGAGAAGAUCAGCAGAUAUAACUUCAUCGAAGGGACGAAGCUCUUUGCGGCCUACUUCUACGAGCUCUCCCAGCUCCAGCAAAGCCCUCAAAAAAUGUGACCCACCGUAUGAGUACCAACUCAUUU
Scleropages formosus (Asian bonytongue) is the source of this 1529-nucleotide messenger RNA. RefSeq names its product beta-Ala-His dipeptidase-like. Gene Ontology annotation, biological process: proteolysis. Gene Ontology annotation, molecular function: metallodipeptidase activity. Lineage: Eukaryota; Metazoa; Chordata; Actinopteri; Osteoglossiformes; Osteoglossidae. The coding region runs from base 1 to 1503 and encodes 500 amino acids. Gene Ontology annotation, cellular component: cytosol. The transcript has 12 exons. The record is from RefSeq and is a predicted model, not a curated record.